AUGGCACCCAUGACACCUCGACUCAAGAUCCUAUCAGUGGGCGGCAACCCCAUCUCCGCCUUCUUGUCAUGGAGGCUUCAAGCGACGAACGCCUGCGACGUCACCCUCGUGUGGAAGACGGGCUUUGAGCAUGUGUCGCAAUACGGAAUAUCCUUCAAAUCAUCUAACUUUGGCAAUGAGCGAUUCAAACCCCGACAUGUCGUACGAACACCUGAAGAGGCAGCCUCUCGUCGAGAAGGCGCAUUUGACUAUGUUAUCCUUUGUAUAAAAGCGCUUCCCGACGUCUACGAUUUGGCAUCCGUCAUCGAUUCCGUCGUUACCCCUCAGCACACAUGCAUCCUCGUGAACACGACAAACGCGCUCGGCCUCGAGUCGGCAAUCGAGGAACGGUUCCCAACCAACGUGGUGCUCUCUCUAGUUUGUGGCGCCGAACUCGCCCAGCUCAACGGAAGCGAAUUCGAGCAUAAGGGCUCGACGGAAGUGUGGGUUGGGCCCGCCAACGCCAACGCCAACAUCCCUCCGACAAUACAGGAGGACAUGGCGCAGGCUCUGGCCAUGACACUGAGCACUGGCCAAGUAGAUUGCAAGGUAUCCCCCAACAUUCGCCAGCAGCAAUACGAGCGGGUCAUCGGCCCGAUCGCAUUUCACCCACUAACAGUAAUCUUCGAAACGCCGGACUACGCUGCGCUACUUGAGAAAGUUGGCGUGUCGAAACUCGUUUCCGACCUUAUCGACGAGUUAAUUGCAUUGGCGGAAGCCCAGGGCUGCAAAUUCCCCGCCGAGUUCAAGCAGAACACGAUCAACGAGUUUUCAAGAUCGACCGUUGAGAACAUCAUGUGGCAGGACUACUCGGCAAGGCGACCCAUGGAAGUUGAGACCUACCUUGGCUCUCCCAUCAGACUAUCCCAGGACACCAAGGUCGGAGUACCGCGUGUUGAAGCCCUCUACGCUAUCCUUCACAACCUUAACUUGGUCAACCGAAGCCGGCCAAAGAUUGACACCGCGGUGACAGCGCCAGUCCCGCCAGGAUCUCCCGCCACCACCCCUUCUCCGCUUCCCCGUAUGUCGGCCCAAGGACCUCCUCGGUCGAUGCCGAAUGGCAACGGCAUGCACCCCCGCCCACGUCCAAGAGGGGCGUCCUCAAUGGGGCCACCAGGGCCUGGAAUGCGCCGCCCCCCGCCGUCGAUGAAUGGGGGACCGCCAAACGGGUAUCCACGUCCGCCGCCGAACGGCCGUCUUCCGUCGCGGAGGGGCUCAAUGGAGGGCGCGGAUCUGGAAGAGUUUGGUCAUCUUAUGCUUUACGAUGACGUCGCAGAGGGGGGGGAGGCUGCUUAUGGCCCGCAGGAUAUUGCUCUUAGGGAAAGAGAACUGCAGCUUCGUCAACGGGAGCUUGCUCUCAGGGAACAAGAAAUGAGGCUAAGGCGCCCCGGCCCAGGAAUGGGCCCAGGGCCGGGUCCGGGCCCGAGGCGAGGACCCCCUCCUCCGCCUUCACGAGGUGGUGGCGGAGGUUUCGACGAUGACGAUGAGGACGAUGACUUCUUCGAUCCCCUCCCUUCGGCCGGUGCGCCGAUGAUCGACCCCGACAAUUUCGACAUGAUGAGCGUUACCUCGAGGAAAAACCGAAAAGCAUCGGGCGCAGCACCGGGCUCUGCCGCGCAGUUCCGCAGGAAUCCCGAACAGGACACGGGCCCGCCGCGCAGCAGGUUUCGAAGUUUUGGAAGGAAUCGGUCGAGUCAAGUCAUGGCAGCGAUGCCACCCACGCAUAGCGAUAUCAUGGAUGACCCUCUGCUAGGCUUUACCUCUAACCGAUAUGGGGCCGUGGACCGGGGGAUGAUACACGCCGGCUCAAGGGCGAAUUCUCUAACGGCUGCUCGUCUUGACGAGCUGCAGUACAACCAAGGACCACCACCCAUGGGCAUGAAUGGGAACGGGCCUCGGCGCGUGAGCCAGUCACCCGGCAACCCAUACAGCCCGUCAAUCCGCGGCGGCGUCCCGGGCGGGCGCCCAUCACCACCGAAUGGGUAUCACCCUCAGCCGCAGGUAAAUGGUGGGGGACGCCCAUCACCCCCGGAUGGCAUGCGGCAGCCAAUGCCACGCUAUCCGCCGGGCCAGGGCAACGUUGUGGCCCCGCAGCAGGUCGAGCAGCACGCUGGGGUGAGCGCCCUUCACCCACCCAAGACGAAGAGUCCACGAAGUCUGACCGGCAGUGCGAGCGCCAGCGCGGGCAGUGGUGAUUCCACCAACCUCGACUCGGAGCCGUCGGCGCAUAGCAGCCAACAGUCCCUGGGCCCUCGUCCACAGAUCGGCGUCCGCUAA
Messenger RNA from Chaetomium globosum CBS 148.51, 2316 nucleotides. RefSeq lists its product as uncharacterized. The record is from RefSeq and is a predicted model, not a curated record. Gene Ontology annotation, cellular component: cytoplasm. Gene Ontology annotation, molecular function: oxidoreductase activity. Bases 1 to 2316 code for a protein of 771 amino acids. The transcript has 5 exons. Lineage: Eukaryota; Fungi; Ascomycota; Sordariomycetes; Sordariales; Chaetomiaceae.